Messenger RNA from Apis laboriosa (Himalayan honeybee), 3735 nucleotides. RefSeq names its product toll-like receptor Tollo (gene Tollo). The coding region runs from base 1 to 3735 and encodes 1244 amino acids. The transcript has a single exon. The record is from RefSeq and is a predicted model, not a curated record. Gene Ontology annotation, biological process: signal transduction. Gene Ontology annotation, molecular function: protein binding. Lineage: Eukaryota; Metazoa; Arthropoda; Insecta; Hymenoptera; Apidae.
AUGCGGGGAAGUCCUGCGUUCUUCGCCAUAAUUCUAGGCACGAUAUUCGGUGUCCUCGGCGCGUCCCUGAGCAAGGCGCUCCGGUACAAAGCGCCGGACGAGUGCAAGUGGGUCGCGACCGGCGACACCGAGGACGACGUGUCGCUGGUGUGCCGUUUGAGGACUAUUAACAGCGAGUUGGAGAACACCAACUUCAGCGUGAUACAACCGCAGCACACGGUCCGUCUCAGGUUGGAAUGCAGCGACGCCUUGUUCUACCAGAGCUCGUUGAGCGCGGGCAGUUUCAGGCCGUUGGUCGAGUUGCGCGAGCUCGUGAUCGAGUAUUGCAAGAUCGGCAAUCUGUCGGACGACGCGUUCAAAGGGUUGAAGGAGUUGAGGAAUUUGACGGUGAGGACGCACAACACCGAUUGGUCCGCGAUGGCGUUGGACGUGUCGGGCGGUGCGUUCACCGACGAGUUGAAGCAGUUGGAGAAAUUGGAUCUGGGGGAGAACAACAUGUGGAGUAUACCGGAGGGCGCCCUUUGCCCCCUCGUCAAUCUGGAGAUAUUGAAUUUGACGAGGAAUCGGUUACGGGACGUGACGAGUUUUCGUUUCACCGGCGCCUCGAGAUGCCUGUCGAAAUUGAAGGAAUUGGACCUGAGCAACAACAGCGUGGAAUCGUUGCCGACCGCGGCCUUCUCCGGUUUGACGAGGCUGCACAGCCUCGACCUACGGUGCAACGCCAUCAGCUUCAUGGCGGAUCGGGCGUUCGAGGGCCUCUCCUCGUUGGCCAUCUUGAGGCUGGCCGACAAUCGGCUCGCCAGCCUCCCGCCCGAGUUGUUCAGCGACGCGAGGAACAUCCAGGAGAUCCAUCUUCGGAACAACACGUUGAACGUGUUGCCCCCGGGUUUGUUCACCGAGCUCACCCAAUUGUUGGUGCUCGACCUCUCCCACAACGAGUUGACCGCCGAAUGGGUGAACGCGGCCACCUUCGUCGGUUUGGUACGGUUGGUGGUGCUCGACCUGUCCAACAAUCGCAUCGCCCGCCUCGACCCGACCGUGUUCCGCGACCUCUACAGCCUUCAGAUACUCCGGUUGCAGGAGAAUCUGUUGGAGAGCCUGCCCGAGAACACGUUCUCGGCCCUCUACAAUCUUCACACGUUGCUGCUCAGCUACAACUUGCUAACCGUCAUCGACGCGACCACGCUGAGCGGCCUCUACGUGCUCAAUCUGCUCUCGUUGGACAACAACAGGCUGCACACGAUAAACCCGGCCGCCCUCAGGAACGCCUCGUCCCUCCAAGAGUUCCACCUGAACCGUAACCAGCUCGAGUCGGUCCCGGACGCGCUCAAAGCCACACCCCUUCUCCGUACCCUCGACCUCGGCGAGAAUCUCAUCUCGGAGAUACCGAGCGGCACGUUCGACCACGUGUCCCAACUUUACGGGCUUCGAUUGACCGAGAAUCAUAUCGGCAAUCUGAGCAAAGGUGUUUUCGAUCGUAUCAAGGAGUUGAAGAUAUUGAAUCUCGCCAUGAAUCGUAUACAAUACAUCGAGCCGGGCACGUUCGACGAGAACGCAAACCUCCAAGCGAUCCGUCUCGACGGAAAUCAAUUGACGGACAUCGCGGGCCUCUUCACCAAUCUGUCCAACCUCGUCUGGCUAAACGUGAGCGACAACAAGCUGAGAUGGUUCGACUACGCGAUGAUACCGACCGGAUUGCAAUGGCUCGACAUACACUCGAACGAGAUACGGGAGCUGGGCAAUUACUUCGAGAUCGAGAGCCAGUUGAAUUUGAGCAUAUUCGACGCGAGCGAGAACAAGCUGACCGAGAUCACGGGCAACGCGAUACCGAUGAGCGUGGAGAGGCUGUACUUGAACGACAACCAGAUAUCCAAGGUGCAGAGUUACUCGUUCUUCAAGAAGCCCAACUUGACCACGGUCGAGUUGAAAGGGAAUCAGAUACGGAACUUGGAGCCGUACGCGUUGAGGAUCAGCGCCGUCCCACCCGACAAACCUCUUCCGGAGUUCUACAUCGGGGACAAUCAGUAUCUGUGCGACUGUACCAUGGAAUGGUUGCAACGGGUCAACAGGCAGAAUCAGACGAGGGUGCAACCGCGCGUCAUGGAUUUGGAGAGCAUCUACUGCAAGCUCCUCUACGAUCGGGAGCACGCGUUCGUCCCUCUGGUCGAGGCGUCCCACUCCCAGUUUUUGUGCAAAUACGACACCCAUUGCUUCGCCCUGUGCCACUGCUGCGACUUCGACGCCUGCGACUGCGAGAUGACCUGCCCCUCCAACUGCACGUGCUACCACGAUCAAUCGUGGUCGGCCAACGUGGUCGACUGCUCCAACGGUGGCCACGCCAGCAAACUGCCCGAACAGAUACCGAUGGACGCGACCCGCCUCUACCUGGACGGGAACGAUCUCCGCCUCGUCUCCAGCCACGCUUUCAUCGGCCGCAAGAAGCUCAAGGUGUUGUUCCUCAACUCGUCCAACAUCGAGAUCGUGCAGAAUCGAUCGUUCAACGGGCUCAGGGAUCUGGAGGAUCUCCACCUCCAGGACAACAAGAUCCGAGAGUUGAAGGGGCACGAGUUCGAGGGAUUGGACGCGUUGAGGCUGCUCUACCUGCACAGGAAUCGGAUCUCCUCGAUCGGAAACGACACCUUCUCCACCCUACGAUCGUUGCGCGUCCUUCGAUUGGAGGGGAAUCGGUUGACGGUGCUCGCCGUGUGGACGCUCCCCGACUCGAUCGAGAUCAGUUUGUCGGGGAACCCGUGGUCCUGCGAGUGCGACUACCUUCGAAGUUAUCGGGAGUGGAUCCGCGAGCCGAACGUGCGCGUCACGGACGCGUCCGCGUUGCGAUGCGUGUACAACGUGACGGAGUUCGAGGCGUUCGGCGACCAGGUGUUCGCGGACAACGAGUUCGGUUUCCGCCUCGUGGCCGACGGGAGGAGCGCGGAGGAGGAGAAGCGCGGCAACGAGAGCGCUUCGUGCACGGGCGCAGCGAGCGUCGAGAACGACGCGCAUCGAAACCUCACCAAGACCAUCAUCGAGAAACAAGUGUUGCAGGAUUACCUCCCCCUGCUCGUAACCACCCUGGUCGCCUCCUCGUUGGUGGUGCUCCUGUGCCUGCUCGGGUUCGUGUUCCGCCAAGAGCUUCGCGUGUGGUUCCACUCGAGAUUCGGGGUGAGGAUAUUCUACAGGAGCCACGAGGUGGACCGCGACGACAGGGACAAACUGUUCGACGCGUUCAUCAGCUACAGUUCCAAGGACGAGGCGUUCGUCGCCGAGGAACUGGCCCCCGUCCUCGAGAUGGGCAACCCCUCCUACAAACUGUGCCUCCACUACCGCGACUUCCCCGUCGGCAGCUUCAUAGCCGACACCAUCGUCCAGGCGGUCGAGUCCUCGAGGAGGACGAUAAUGGUGCUGUCGGAGAACUUCAUCAAGUCGGAGUGGUGCCGGUUCGACUUCAAAUCGGCCCACCAUCAGGUGUUGCGCGAUCGGAGGAGGAGGUUGAUCCUCGUCCUGGUCGGCGACGUUCAUCAACGGGACCUCGACCCGGACAUCAGGCUCUAUCUCAAGACCAACACCUACUUGCAAUGGGGCGACAAGCUGUUCUGGGAGAAGCUGCGGUUCGCCUUGCCCGACGUGCCCAACAAUCAGAGGACCACGCAGAGGACGAGGCAACCGCCGCCUGUCCGACGCCAGCACAACAACAGGACGUCCAACGGAUCGCGAACCGUCUCCGUGCACAUAUGA